Messenger RNA from Anastrepha obliqua, 4915 nucleotides. It is a transcript of the gene Rich, whose product is annotated as guanine nucleotide exchange factor subunit Rich. Gene Ontology annotation, biological process: regulation of GTPase activity; intracellular protein transport; retrograde transport, endosome to Golgi. Bases 183 to 4625 code for a protein of 1480 amino acids. The transcript has 3 exons. The record is from RefSeq and is a predicted model, not a curated record. Gene Ontology annotation, molecular function: protein binding. Gene Ontology annotation, cellular component: Ric1-Rgp1 guanyl-nucleotide exchange factor complex; Golgi membrane; cytosol. NCBI's taxonomy places the organism in Eukaryota, Metazoa, Arthropoda, Insecta, Diptera, Tephritidae.
UGACGCAAGGCGUAUUUUCGACGAAUUUACUUUUCUAAUUUCUAUAAAAGUGAUACUAAAAACAUAAUAUUGUUUUGUUAGAAAAGUUAUAAUAUGUCUGCAAAUAUAUUGAAGUACUUAGUAUGCUAAUGGUUUAAAUGUUUACGUAAUUGUCGGUAGUUUUCUUAUGAGUUUUGGUAAUCAUGUAUUUCACUGUCGGUUGGCCAAGAGUGCUUAACCUGGAUUUCCCUGGUGAGAAAUCAUCUAUAAAUCACAUUUGCUGUGAUGCUGUUAAAAUAUUAGUUGCGGCUGUUGGCGACGAUUUUGUUGGUAUAUGGUAUGCAAAUCCAUUAAUUCCAAUAACUUUUUAUCGCCGUGAUGAAGACUCCAUAGCUCAAGUGGGUAAAAAUAAAGUGAUUAUAUGGAAACCAGAUUCUCGACAGUUGGCUAUACUUACGAAUUUGGGCGUCAUAAUUCUUUAUCACAUAGAAUUUGACGCACAUGGAAGUGGUAUUUUAACUCAGAUAGAUCCGCCAACAUCAAGUUUGAGAAGGGAUUCGGCAGAACUUUUCAUAAAAGAAAAUGUCCCAAAACUUAGUUUACGAGAGCAAUGCAAUAUCAAGUUAGAUGCUCCAAUCACAACAAUAUGUUGCAUAAGCCUUACAGAAUUACUUCUAGCAACGAAUCAGUGUGACCUUAUACGUGUUCAAUGGACGGAUUUAGAUGCGGAUAUAGUAGGGGAAAGUGGAGAAAAGGCAUUGGCAUUGCACUCAUCCGUAAAUUUGCGUGAUAUUCCAUUUUACGUUAAUCAAAAUUCUCAUUUGAAAAGUAUUCCACCAAUAGGAGAUAAUUCAUAUGUGGCAGCAUUGGAGUAUUCGCCAUUUAUUGGAGGCUGUGCAGCAAUUUUCAGCGACAAUCGUGCAGCAUUUCUGAUUGCAAUGCAUUUGCGUUUUGAGCCACAAAAUAUGCAUGGCUUUUGGGUACCGGAUGUGGAAGAUGCCUCGAUUUGUAGUGUUAAUCACAAGUUCCGACUCUUGGCAUAUGGCCGUAAAAAUUCAGAUGUGACUGUAUAUGCCAUUGAAGAUACUACCGGAGGUUUGGAAUAUUCACAUAGGCUAUCUCUCAAUUCGAGUGUAAUGCCAGGAUCUUUGGGUCCUGUACGCGAACUGAAAUGGAGUCCCGACGGUUGUGUGCUUAUUGUCGCAUGGGAGAAAGGAGGAAUUUCACUGUGGAGUACAUUUGGCGCAUUGCUUAUGUCAUCUUUAAGUUGGGAUUUUGGUCUACACGUUGACUUAAUGCAUCAUAAUCCGUUGCAGGUGAAGAGGAUGGAAUGGUCGACAGAAGGAUAUCAUCUUUUCAUGUCAUGCAAGAAAAAGGUUACAGGGGCACACAUGGAAAAUGACGAAGAUAUUUGUGAAGUUUUGCAGUUGAACUUUAUUAAGAGCACAAUGUCCAUGAAUCCUUGUAUGGCGUCUCAUUCACAUGUUUUACUACAAGGUGAUGAUACGUUGUAUAUAAACCAGGGAGAUAAUUUAGAAAAAAUUUAUUUUGGCUCAAAAUUUACAUUCCCCAACAAUAACAAAGAACCAACAAAAACAGAUUGUUACAAGGAUGAUAGUAUGGAAGUAAAAAAAUCAGUCGAUAUCUCUAGCAUUCUCUCAGAAAGUAAAUUGUGGAACGUUAUACAACUUCCCCUGACUUAUGCGGCUAGUAAUUGGCCAAUUCGAUAUUCCGCAAUUGAUAUGGAUGGCACACAUUUAGCAGUGGCCGGUAGGACUGGGCUGGCCCAUUAUUCAAUGAUGACAAAAAAAUGGAAACUGUUUGGGAAUGAAUCGCAAGAAAAAGAUUUCGUGGUGUCUGGCGGCUUGCUUUGGUGGAAAGGUUUUAUUGUAAUGGGUUGCUAUUCUUUGUUAGAUCGAACAGACGAAAUACGCUGCUAUCCAGAGGAGUGCAAGCUGGAUAAUCAGUUUGGCAAUAAAAUUCAGGUACGCGCGCCAGUCAUUUCCUUAAAUAUGUUCCGAGACCAGCUGAUUGCACUGACUGCUGAUGGCAUAGUUAGCCUAUUUGAGCUAAAAAAGAAUGGUGCUUAUUCCAUAAGUGUCAACUGUGCUUACGAAGUAGACGUAAAAAGUAUAUGUAUUCACCCGGCGUGUAUUGUGUCACUUACUGUUACAAAUCUUCGUAAUGAUCUAACGAUGAAGUCAGCGUCUAUAUCAAGUGAUGCAGCCGAGACAAUAAUUGUUAACGUUUGUGGGCGUAUUUUAAUGAUCCAACGUGAUUCGCGCAAUAGUGUUAUAAAUUCACUGAUGGCUUCCUGUCUAGCUUCGUGUGUUGAGUGUUUUUGGCUCUCCAAUGCAUUGGAAAAGAGCCCCAUGCGUGAUUGCUUGUGGUUAUAUUCUGGUGCGCAUGGAAUGAGAGUAUGGCUACCUAUCUUGCCGCCUAUAAAUGAGCAGAUACAUGAAGGGCCACACCGCUUACAUACAUUCAUGUCGAAGAGGAUUAUGUUAUCGUUUCCUUUAAAGUUGUACCCUCUGGUGAUUCUUUUUGAUAAUGUAAUUGUGCUGGGCGUCGAGAAUGAAACCACAUUGUACACUAGCGAAGCGAGCUCCCAUUUCGCCCUUCCUUUCUGUUUAAUGGAACGUAAAUCUCAAGUUUAUUUGCAUAAAAUACUCCGUCAGUUAAUUAAAAGAAAUCUUGGCUAUAGUGCAUGGGAGAUUGCGAAAUCUUGCAGGUCCUUGCCAUAUUUUCCGCAUUCUCUUGAGUUGCUACUUCAUGAAGUGCUCGAGGAAGAGGCUCUGAGUAAAGAUCCGAUUCCAGACGCGUUACUACCAAGCAUUCUUGAUUUCAUUCGAGAAUUCCCCGUUUACCUCCAAACAAUAGUUCAAUGUGCGCGCAAAACGGAAAUCGCGUUAUGGCCGUACUUGUUUUCAAUGGCAGGUAAGCCGAAGGAUCUAUUUCAACAGUGUUUGCAGUCUGAGGAGUUAGAAACUGCUGCCAGUUUUCUAAUUAUCCUUCAGAAUUUGGAACCUUCCAUAAUAAGCAAGCAAUAUGCAACAUUGUUGCUCGACAUUGCGCUUCAAAAUUGUAAAUGGGAGCUUGCAAAAGACUUAAUACGUUUUUUGAAAGCCAUUGAUCCUAAUGAAAUUGAUUCGCCCCGUUCUUCAAUGGUUGUAAAUAUGAAGAUCGCACCACCUUCGCAAACCCAAUCACAAGUUAAUCAAAACGCCGAUGCCUUCAAUAUGAUUUUGGGACCUAUUGCGCGAGAGCGCAGUUUUUCGACAACUGUUACUUCCAAUUUACCCAAAGAGAAAAAGGAAAAGCAAGGAUCAAUAGCAAAUCCCUCCAAUUCCAAUACAACGGCUUCAAUAGGAGCUGUCAACGAAACAACGACAUCGUCGCUUCCAAACAACGGUGGAUCUUCGGUGGUGCGCCGUAAAAUGGAGCGAAGUAAUUCAGCAAAGGACCGUAAGGAAAUAUUUUGCAUCGAAACCAUUCUUCAAAACCAUGCUCGCAAGCUACUACAAAAGCACAAACUAAUACAAUUGGGCUAUAUGAGUGCGUUUUUAGAUUUUCACUUGGUGACAUGGCUAUCGCAAGAAAUAGAUCGGUCGGCAAGACUUGAUGAUUACGUGGAAGCACUAAACUGCUUGCAUGAGGAAUUAAAACUGCCACCAGCUCUUUUGCAUCCAACACCCGAAGAAUCUGGAUUGUCGUUAGCCACGGAUUAUACUCAAUUGAAAAAGCACUUUACAAUCGACAAUCCACAUUCGGUUUUGUUGCAUCCAUCCAGUCAUACUUCUGAGUCAGGUUACUUUAGCUUGGCUCUAAUGGAUACACCAACAAGUAUGAACAAUGGAAAUGCUCUGCAAAACAAUAUAACAGCUAUAAAGGAACACGAAGAACACCGAUAUACGAAUCCACAUAUAACUGACUACGUAAAAUCACGGUCAAAUUCGCAGGCAUCAUUCGAUAAUUCCCGGUACCAUCCAACAUUUGCUUUACAUGGCGACUUGACAAACGUAUACUCAUUGAAUUUUGAAAAUUCUUCAUUAAGUGAUAACGGUUAUAGAAUACUGUCAGAAAAAUUGAGUAUUAAAAUUCGUUAUUUGCUGCAAUUGUUUAUUGAGGCCAACUGUACCGACUAUGCGUUAGUUUUGUCUAUAUUGCUUCAAGACGCAGCUUCCAUAGGUCGAAUUAUCAACGUAAUGAUUCGGUCAGAAUCGCUUAUAACUUGUCAGCGAAUAGAUGGAGCACUUAAACGUUUAACACAGUGGUCUUUUGACCGAGAAUGCCUCUACCGCCCAUUUAUGAUUUCACUUCAACCGCAUAUAUAUCAUCUAGAUCAGUAUAUUAGCUCAGUUACCAGCAAAUAUUCUAAGCACCACAACAUUGAAGAGGGAGAUGUAUCAUUAGGUAGUCUUCCCGAUAACAAAGUGGAAAGCUCAAGUAAUAUGGCCCAAUCUAUGCAUAUCACAAAUAUUAAUCCGAAUUGGAAUUUAGAUAACUUUGCUCCAGAAGGUCCAUGUAUUCGGCAGUCCAGCAUUGAUUCUAGCGGGAGUGCAAAUAUGACCAACGGAAAUAAUUUAAGGCGGUUGUCGAAAGAUCAGUCAAGUCGCAAUGAGACGGGUGCAUGUCGACUAAUGUAACUAAACAAUUUUCCCGUAAAUUGUCAAUUACAUGCGCCUAGUACUUAUGCAACAUUACGAAUUUGUCAUCUGAGCGUAUGCACUCGUACAUAAAUGUUCUUUUAAAGCAAUAAAUGCAUAUAAAAACUUAGGGUAAUUAUACAAUAGCUGUUAAAGAUUACUAAGAAUACUGUUGUCAAAUUUUAAGUAAAAACUAAUAUAUAUAAUUCUUGUUUAUACCCGUGUACAUAAAUUUAAAUCCAUAAUAUUCAUUAAAAAGGAACUUCCUGUAAGUUGUAAAGGUAUCAAAA